Strongyloides ratti is the source of this 225-nucleotide messenger RNA. RefSeq lists its product as hypothetical. NCBI's taxonomy places the organism in Eukaryota, Metazoa, Nematoda, Chromadorea, Rhabditida, Strongyloididae. The transcript has a single exon. The record is from RefSeq and is a predicted model, not a curated record. The coding region runs from base 1 to 225 and encodes 74 amino acids.
AUGCAAUCCAACAAUGUUUUUAUUCAAGCUGAUGCAACUGAUGCACCACCUGCUGCUCCAAAUUCUGCCUCUAGUGAAUCAAAAACUGAUUUAAAAAAAGAAGAAAAAAUAUCUGCUAAACCUGGAGAUGAAAAAAGUUCAAGUAGUCAAUUAACUUUCACAGUUGGUGCUUUGGGUUUAAUCUCUGUUUUAAGUAUGGUACCACAAUUCUUAAAUCAUGCAUAA